AGUUUACUCUCUCUCUCUCUCUCUGCGCCUCCCUUCUCGAACUGAUUGUUCGAGAAGCGCCGGAAAAUUCUACCGAUAAGUGCGAGAAAUUUUCUUUCCGCCCAAACAACCACACGCGCGACCCUAGGUAUGAGGGGCGAAACCCGAGCGUGCGCGGCAUGCAGGUUCCAGCGCCGAAAGUGCACGGCGGAGUGCCUCCUGGCGCCGUACUUCCCGGCGGAGGACCCCCGCCGCUUCGCCAACGCCCACCAGUUAUUCGGCAUAAAAAACAUAACCAAGAUUCUCCUCUCCAUCCCCGCCGCCUCCAGGCCUGACGCCAUGCGCUCCAUAGUCUACGAGUCCAAUGCUCGCGCCGCCGAUCCCGUCGGCGGCUGCCUCCGCAUAACCCGCGACCUCUGCGCUCGCCUACGCGCCACCAUGGGUGAGCUCCUCCGCGUCUACAACCAGAUCGACCACCACCAAGAGACGCACGUCGUCCGCCCUCUCGAGGCGGCGCUCUCGCAAACUGCGUGGCCGCCGGUAAUCGGUGGUUGCGAUUUCUAUGCCGCUAUGGUGGAUAAUUAUAGCGUCCUGGCGGAUGAUCAUCUCCGUCGGUUUAACGAUAAUUUUGGGAAUGGGAGUGCAGAAUUGAGGCCGUUUCCUUCUGCAUUAGACGACGGAUUACAAGUCCAUCAUCAGCCGCCGCUAAUCCAGAACAGAGAUUGUGUCGAGGUAAAAGAAGAGUUAAUAGAGUUCCAGUCCUAGUCCUGGACAAGCAAAAACAUCAAGAAAUGAAGGUAAUACUUUGCGAUCUACUCAUAAAAAGGAAUCGCUUGUGUAGUUGGUAGAUCUUGGAUGUAUAAAGAUUGGGUAGGGUUUGACCUCGUCUGGCACUUUCAUUUAAUAGAAUAGUGAAAUUUGUAGAACCAAAGCGAACACGGUCCAAACUAUUUCACAUAAUCAUGUUAGAUAGUGUCAUUCAUUUAUUGGAAGAGAAACCUACUUUGUACAUUGAAAUGAUUUUGUGGUUAAACCUGACAAAGCAUGGGCCCUGUAAUAGUACAUUUUAACAUUUUUAUUUUAAAAACAUUUAUUUGAUGUAUUAAAAAAUCAUUAUAUUAUAAAAUUUUCAUUUUUUGCAUGACCCCUUAAA
Malania oleifera is the source of this 1132-nucleotide messenger RNA. Its product is annotated as LOB domain-containing protein 4-like. The record is from RefSeq and is a predicted model, not a curated record. NCBI's taxonomy places the organism in Eukaryota, Viridiplantae, Streptophyta, Magnoliopsida, Santalales, Ximeniaceae. Bases 130 to 744 code for a protein of 204 amino acids. The transcript has 2 exons.